UUACAUUCUCGUUUACUAGCUUACUUUGUAUUCAUCAUGGCGGAACAGACUGUUCAACUAUGUAAGAUUAAGAAUCUUUUGCCAUCUAGCGCGCAAUUUCAACGGUUUCUGUACGCCUUGUGGUUUUACUAGUGGUGUUCGGUGAGGUAUUGACACUUUGAAUAAGGGAACGCAUAAUUUGAAGAAUGAAAGAUCUAACUGGUUGUGUAUGUCUUGUUACGGGAGCUACUCGUGGCAUUGGUAAAGGCAUAGCAGUAUCAUUAGGAAAGUCUGGAGCCACAGUGUAUUUAACUGGACGAACAUCAGUGCCGCUUAAUGGCGGGAUUGGCGGUAGUCUCCAGGAAACGUCAGAUAUCAUCAAUAACUUUGGUGGUAAAGCUAUUCCUGUUAUGGUUGAUCAUUCUAAUGAAAAUGAAAUAGAAAAUCUAUUUCAUCAGAUUGAUCGUGAACAAAAAGGUCGCUUAGAUAUCGUAGUUAACAAUGCAUAUAGUGCUGUAACAUUUUUACAGAAAAAUAUGGGGAAACCGUAUUAUGAAAUUACAGACAUAUCUCCAGGUGAAGCUUGGGAUGUUGUUAAUGAUACUGGUUUAAAGAAUCACUAUAUUUGUUCUGUUUUGGCUACUCGAAUGAUGAUUGAAUACCAGAAAAAAACAAAUUCAAGUUCAACCCGACCUGGUUUAAUCGUAAAUAUCACUUCUGUCGGUGGAAAAAUCUACCUUUUUAGCGUGUCUUAUGGAAGUGGUAAAGCAGCACUAGAUCGCAUAACUCAUGAUAUGGCGCUCGAAUUAAGAAGGGAAAAUAUUAACAUUUCGAUUGUCGGAAUUUCUCCUGGAUUAGUUCGUACAGAGCAUAUUCUUGACGCUGCUUCUAAAGGUUCUCUCACAAUGAAUAUAGAAAACAGUCAAUCUCCCGAGUUAGUUGGUCGCGUAGUAGUAGGUAUGGCUGCUGAAUCACCUAAGAAACUACUUUCUCGGUCAGGUAAUAUAUUCCUUGUUAGUGAUUUAGCUGAGGAAUACGGUAUACACGAAGAUUGUGGUCGAGAAAUCGUAAACGUAACAGUCUACUGAAUCGUUCUUUAAUUCAAAAACCCCACAAGUAUUAUAUAUCUCAUCAUCGUGAUCGGUCUAUUACAAUAUUGUUGUUUAAUGUGCACAAUAUAAAAUUGUUAAUGAAACUGCUAUUGAAGUUUUUAUAACAUCUGAAAGAUUUUUGCACCAGGUGAUAGAAGAUAAUGUUUGGAAAAUUUGACCAAGUUUAACCAUUCGGGUUUGGGGAAUUAUUCACUUUAAACUGCAAACCACAUUAUGUUUCCAAUCAAACGUUAUAAAAUUCAACCAACCAAUCAUUCCGGUCAAUACGAACUAACCAAUCAAGUUUCGACUGACAAAGGAAUAUUAUUAUAUAUUUUUAUACCUUAGUUAUGUGAUUAAUUUGUGCAAAUAUGAGUGGAAAACUUCAUGGUUGUGUUUGCUUAGUAACGGGAGCCACGCGGGGCAUUGGGAAAGGUAUCGCGGUGGAGUUGGGUCAAGCAGGAGCCAUUGUAUACAUUACUGGACGUACAUUGAAAUCUGAUAGGAAAAAUGUUGAGGGUUCUUUAGAGGAAACAGCAGAAACUAUAAAUAAUUCUAAUUGUGGAGGCAAGUGCAUACCAGUGGCUGUUGAUCAUACAGACGAUGAUCAAAUCUCCAAAUUAUUUGAUCGGAUUGAACGUGAACAACACGGACGUCUUGAUAUUCUAGUCAAUAAUGCUUUCAGUGCUGUUGGUUUUCUGUUGAACAAUGUAGACAAGCCUUAUUACGAGAUUGAGAGUAAAUCGCCAGGUGAAGCGUGGGAUAUAGUAAACAAUGUUGGUUUAAGGAAUAAUUAUAUUUGCUCCGUUUUUGCGACAAAAUUGAUGAUAAAUUAUCAAGAGAAGUUGAAAAAGGAUGGUGUUAAAGAUGAUCAUCUCAGGCCGGGACUAAUAGUAAAUGUUUCGUCAAUUGGUGCAAGGAUUUACUUUUUCAAUGCAAUUUAUGGAGCAGGUAAAGCUGCAUUGGACCGUAUGACGUGUGACAUGGCUUACGAUUUAAAGCGGACUAAUACUAAUAUAUGCAUCUUCAGUUUAUGGCCAGGUCCAGUCCGUACGGAAACUGUAGUUGCAGAAGCUACUGAUGGGACCCUGAAACUUGGCGAAAAGAUAGCUUUUCAUUAUGAUACCGCGGAAUCACCUCAGUUAUCUGGUAAAGUAAUUAUUGCGAUAGCAAACGAACAACGUGAUAAGCUACUUUCAAGAAAUGGUCAAGUCAUUCUAACUUGUGAUAUAGCUGACGAAUAUAGUAUUAAAGAAAUAGAUGGUAGAAAACCAAUUAAUUUACGUUCAUUACAAUUAGCUGUGAAAACUCAGUGUUCUUUACUUGGUUAUCUUAUCCCUGGUUUUAUUCGUAUUCCGUUGAGUUUGGUAACAUACAUUCUUCGUCGUCAAUAGAUUGAAAGUGGACAGAUUAAAACAUACGAUUAACUAUUUAUACAGUAAACUUAUUAUUGCAUAUUUUCACUUCUACAGUGUCUAACAGUAUUUUUUCCUAAAUUGCGCUUAAUAUCAUUACUUUUUUGGAUGCUGUUUCACAAUACAUUUAAGGGUCAGAAUAACUGGUUAUUCUCAUUGCUGUUAAUUUUAUUUCACAGUUUGAAAUGUAAAUGUUCUCACGAGCGCAAGAAAUUUCGAACAAUCUGAUCACACAUAUACUUGUUGAGAACAUUUAUAUGCACAAAAAUGGUUGCAGAAACAAAUGAAUUCCAAUGGUCGAAUAAGAUCACAGGAUAGACAGACAUCAUCCUCCAUUGCGAAACAUUUGAUUGAGACGGGUCAUAUGGUUGAUAUCAAAUCAGCAUUUGUAGUGUUAUACAAAAGCCUUCAAGGACGUAUACUAAGGUUUAUUGAAGCCUUGGCUAUAUGGAAAUUGAAACCCCCUUUAUGUGUUCAAAAACAAUUUGUCCUUACACUUAACCUAUCCUUUGUUAUGGUUUACUCUUAACCUGUCUAGUUGACCUUUUAAUUUUCAGAUAUAAAUGUUUUUAACAAGUAUAUGUGUGAUCAUAUUGUUUGAAAUGUAUUGCGCUAAUAUAUUAUCACAUAGUUCUGAUAAUCUUCGUCUUCUUAUUACACUAUUGGAAUUUAUGAAAGGGACUAAUUGCUCUAAAUUUAAUUAUGUAAUGAACUUAGCAAACGUCAGGAAUUUGAUCUUAAUGUUAAUAUUAUGCUAUCUUGAUGUUACUUACUUACUUACACCUGUUACUCCUCGUGAAGGAGCAUAGGCCACUCACCAGCACUCUCCAUCCAACCCCGUCCUGGGCAAUCCUUUCCAGCUCUUUCCAGUUGUUAUUCAUCCUUUUCAUAUCUGCUUCUAUUUUCCGACGUAAUAUGUUCUUUGGCCCUCAUCUUUUCCCCUUCACUUCAGGACUCCAUGUUAGGGCUUGCCUCGUGAUGCAGUCUGAUGAUUUGCGUAAUGUAUGUUUUAUCCAUUUCCAUAAUCUUUUCCUGAUUUCCUCCUCAACUAGAAGCUGGU
Molecule: messenger RNA, 3545 nt
Organism: Schistosoma haematobium
Lineage: Eukaryota; Metazoa; Platyhelminthes; Trematoda; Strigeidida; Schistosomatidae
Product: Dehydrogenase/reductase SDR member 1
Exons: 10
Coding region: 1442-2464 (340 amino acids)
Molecular function (GO): oxidoreductase activity
Source: RefSeq, a predicted model, not a curated record